AUGGGAGCACGGUUGUCGCUCUUGGCGCCCUCUGCGGCCACAGUAGCGAUCUCGUCCUAUGUAGACGUUCUAGAGUCCUUCCAGUACGUGGAGCUCCUCAACAACUCCCGUUUUCUUAAAACGAUAAAGGCUGUGGAUACCAAGUCAGGCAAUCUCGUUAUCAUCAAAAUUCUCAUCAAACCAACACAGACUGCCUCGUCCAAUUACAGUCUUCGACUCGAAGAAGUCACAGAAUUGCUAGCCAAACUGGCUUCAGUCGUAGCACCAUUCCACAACGUUUUGCCCUGGCACAAGAUCAUAGAAACUGACAGGGCUGGCUAUAUCAUCCGGCAGAUGGCAAAGACCAACUUGUAUGAUCGACUUUCACUUAGGCCAUUUCUAGAUCCCGUAGAGAAGUUGUUUUUAGUAUUUCAGAUGUUGAAAAUAGUAAGCGACCUCCAUUCUCUACAUGUAAGACACGGUGAUUUAAAGCUAGAAAACUUCCUUGUAACCUCAUGGAACUGGCUCAUGGUGGCAGACUUUGCCGAAUACACAAAACCAACGUAUAUCCCCGAGGAUAAUCCAAAUCAGUUCUCGUUCUACUUUGAUAGUUCGGACAGAAGAGUAUGCUAUUUAGCUCCAGAGAGGUUCUACAACACUAACGAUAACACCAAUGUAAUACAAAACAUCGACGAUGAUGGUCACUAUUCUGGAGUCAACAGGCUUACGGAUGAAAUGGACUUGUUCAGUUUAGGCUGUGUAGUAGCUGAAUUGUAUUCAGAUGGUGAACCAACCUUCACUUUGGCCCAGUUGUUCAAAUACAAGAGAAACGAAUUUGUACCUGACUUGAGUUCGAUUGAGGAUAAUGACAUCAAACUAUUGAUCAACCAACUUAUCCAAUUUGACCCGGAGAAAAGAGUAGCUGCUCAAGAAUUGAUCGACUCCUACAAGGAUAAAUGCUUUCCUAAUGUAUUCUACAACUUCCUUUAUGACUUCAUGGCAGACUUGAACAAUAACGAGCUAUAUACGUUAGACAAAAAUGAUGACAACGCUUCCAUCAACGACUUGAAGCUAGACAGGAUAUACAACAACUUCGAUAAAAUCGUCACAGCCUUGGAGUUCGACUACUCUAUGGAAAAAUCAAGAAAGAACAGCUCUAGUUUCUUACCAUUAAAACUUAAUCUCCCUGGAAUGCCUCGUGAUUACGUCAUUAAGCCAAACAACUACUCUAAAGAUGGACCAGAUGUAGCAGCUGUGAUCUUGUUAAAUGUUGUAUUCAGCUUGAUGAAGACACUCAAAAGGGUUUCCUCCAAAAUUAAAGCAUGCGAGUUGAUCCUUGCUCUAUCUGAAAGGGUCAACGACGAAUGUAAAUUGGACCGGUCCUUACCGUCAUUGUGCUCUUUAUUAGAUGAAUUUGUAGAAAGCUCCUCCAACGCUCUUCAACAGAAUCGUUCACAUGCUCAACUGUUCCAGAGUGUAAAGAUUUCCUCGAAAGUUGCAUGCGUAGCUUUAACUUCCAUCACCACCUUACUCCUUUCCUGUUCUUACAUUACACCUAUAAAUGUGUUGACAUUCCCUGAGUAUUUGUUACCAAAACUUACUAGUAUAGCUCUGUUGAACAUACCCAAGGAUGAGAGUAAUAUGAUCAAGGUUACACUUGCAGGAUGUCUUCCUUACUUGGCAAAUUGCUCGAAGAAAUUUUGGAUGAUGUCCAAGACUUUCAACAGCGAUGCCUUGAAAGAUUACAAUAAAAUUGUUUCCUAUUCAGUGAACGAAAAUUUAAAUGACGAUAUCUUGACGUUGUAUAAUGCAUUGAGUAUCCCGAAGGCACUCUUAGAUGUUCAAUUUGAAGGUUUGACAUUCAUUCUAUUAACUGAUUCUAGCCCUCUGGUGAGGAUCAGUCUUGUGGAAAACAUUCUACCACUUUGCCAUUUUUUUGGAAUCGACAAGACCAACGAAAUAAUCUUACCUCAUUUAAUAUCUUACCUUAACGAAACUAGCACCAUUGGUCUCAAGCUAGCAUUUUUGUCUUCCACUCUUAAAUUGGCUCCAUAUGUUGGAGUUCUCACAUUUGAACAAUAUAUUCUUCCGUUGUUGAUUCAAGCAUUGGGCGACCUGGAGCAAUUUGUUGUUUUGAAAGUAUUAGAGAUCUUUAAUGAAUUCGUCAAGACCAGAUUAAUUAACCCUAGAACUGAAUUUAAUGCUCUAGAGAUUUACAAGGAGCUAUUGUCAAAUUCAAUUAACUUGCUUUUGCAUCCAAACGAAUGGAUACGACAAUCAGUUUUGACAUUGAUAAUUUCAAUCAGUGAGAACUUAACCAAUGCUGAUAGAUAUUGUUUCCUUUACCCUUUGAUUAAAGGGUUCUUAUCGUACGAUUUGUCUGUUAUCAAUUGGCAAACAUUGUAUCCAUGUUUGACUAAGCCCUUGACAAAGCAAGUUUACGAGCUAGCAAUUUCUUGGUGUCUUAAUGCUAGCAAUAAGUCAUUAUUUUGGCAGCAGAAGAACUUUUCAACAUUGAACCAAUUAAAUACAUCUAAGAAGAAGUUGGUGUCCUUCUCAAAGAAUAUGGGUAAGUCUGUCUAUUUACCUAAACUUAACUCCGAAGUGACUUUUGCAAUGGCUAAUGGAAGUACUUCUACACUUCCACUAUCUCCAGAAGACAAACAGUGGCUAAUUAAGUUGAAAUCGGUUGGAUUAGAAGAUAAAGGUUUGUGGAAAGUAUUUAUUUUGCGUGAUUAUAUUUUUCAUAUAGCGAAGUCUGCAAACGGUGGUAACUCCUCCCAAAAUCUUGAUUUAGAAGAGAAGGAGUUUAACAUUGCAGCAGAGAAUCCUAGUAUAACUCCAAGGAAUAUUUUCUUUGAUAUAUGCUACAAGUCAGAACCGUUACUAUCUGGUUCUCGAACUAUCGAAGAGAAUAUUGAUGCCUCGACUAAUCCAGGAGAGUCAGUGUCACUCAAAGACUUCGAAUCAAGACGUGGUUCUGCAUCAUUAAUAUUGCUGAAUUUCAGCAAAGUGAAGGCAUCGGUACAGACUGUUGAAGCCAGUGUUUUUGGCGAACUUGAGACUAGUCAUGAAGUCGGAAAUCCAGAUUCAUAUCACCAGCACCAUCACCAUGUACAUUCAACCAAAAGUUCAAACUCGACGCAUAGAAUGUUUGUCGUCAAUAAAAUGAAAAUGGUAACUGCAAACAUAAAACACAGCUACAGCGGGCUUAAUCCUUACAUGUUGAAUUAUUUGAACAGCAUAGACUUCGAUCCGAGCUUGAGUGAUUUUCCGGAGUUUGGAAAUAUCGUAAAAUCAACAAAGCUGUCCAUGAGUACUGUCACAGAUCAACAGCCGUGGUCUCCGAAGGGUAUUCUCGUAUCACAAAUUAAUUCAGGACGUAAUAGUAAAGGUGAAAUUGAUGGAAUAAAUUGUUUGGUGUCAGGUCCAACUUCUGAAUUUUUUGUCAGUGGAUCUGAAUUAGGAUGGCUUAGAAUAUGGGAUAAUUAUAGAAUGGAAAAGGUAACUUCAGGAAAGCAUUCGAGUCUUUCCGUCAAUCUCAAGUCGACCAUUACAUCGAUCAAGUUCAUUUCUGACAGGUUUGUAAUGGCAGUUACAACAAUCGAUGGAUCAAUCAGAAUUUUUAGGAUUGAUGUAUCUAGAGGGAAAAGUAAGAGAAUCAUAAAGUAUCCAAAAGUGUCAUUAAUACGAAAAUAUGACCUUGUCGACGACUAUAGCUCAGAGGGUGCUUACUUUGUCAAUUGCGAAUUCGUAUUAACAGAGAAGCAAAGUUGGUUGGUUGGUAUUACUUCGAAUUCAAAGGUAGUUUGUUUGGAUAUUAUAAAAAUGGAGAAAGUAUUUGAAUUGGAUAAUCCAUUGAUUCACGGCAUCCCAAAGACAUUCAUCGUCGAUCAUUCAGGUACAUGGCUACUUAUUGGCACAUCACAGGGAAUCAUUUGUUUGUGGGAUCUCAGAUUUAAGUUAUUGACUAAAGUUUGGAAAGUGAAAUUGCAAGAGGGCCAGAGUAUUCUUUCGGGUUACAGUUCUGUUCGAAAGUUGGUGUUGUUACCGUCUGCAUUUAAAUUGAAUUCAGAAUCUGACAAUGGAAUGUCAGAGUCUGGAAAUAAAGCUCCAGCUUCUUAUUUUGUAAUGAUAGGAGGAAGCAGUGAAAGUGAUAUCUCGGUGUGGUCCAUUCCUUCGUUUGAGUGCAAGCUAGUCUUAAGUUCACAUGUGGAUAAUCCUUUUCAGAAGAAAUAUUCACUUGAAGAACUCGACAAUACUGGGAAGGUGUAUGACAUCGAUAGAAUAUUUGAAAAUAUCCGAAUUGAUGUAGAUGGAAUCACUGAUUCGGGAGAAGACUCCAAUCAUAGCAUGACUGCGAUUAAGUAUUUUAGUUUUGCCGAUGGGAAGAAGAAUUAUUUUAUCAGUUCAACAUGGGAUAGAAGAAUUAUCGCUUGGAAUCUAGAUAAUAUCAAAGCUUCUACUUCUUUGAACGUUAGCAAUGAGACUGAUUUUAUCGUCAAUUCAUAUAAUGCCCUGGGGCAACGCUUGAUUAACGAAAUAUUUUUGAAGGAUGCCAAAGCUCCAAACUAUUCACUAGAAGAAUUGGCCAAGUCUCAACUGGACGCAUUGGCGAGACACCAAGAUACAAUUACGGCCAUUGACGUCAUAACGAAGCCAUUUGAAAUGAUAAUAUCUGCUGAUCGUAAUGGCUAUAUCAACUUGUACAAAUAACCGUGCAUCGAAGUUCAGCAAGUGAUUUUGCUAGUUAGGCUGGUGUUUAUGCUUUGUUCUUGCAGUAUUUUCUGUUUCGUCUUAUGUGAGGAUAUGCUGUCUACGUACAAUAGAAUUAUCUAAAGAUCACCAGAACUCAAAUGCACAUAUUAGGGCCGAAAGCUACAUAUAUCCUAAAUAAUUACAUGUUGAGACUUCGCUGGUUAUCUUCUGAAAAAUAGCUGUUCU
Scheffersomyces stipitis CBS 6054 is the source of this 4923-nucleotide messenger RNA. It is a transcript of the gene VPS15, whose product is annotated as ubiquitin-binding serine/threonine protein kinase. The transcript has 2 exons. Gene Ontology annotation, cellular component: late endosome; nucleus-vacuole junction; phosphatidylinositol 3-kinase complex, class III, type I. NCBI's taxonomy places the organism in Eukaryota, Fungi, Ascomycota, Pichiomycetes, Serinales, Debaryomycetaceae. Gene Ontology annotation, molecular function: ATP binding; protein binding; protein serine/threonine kinase activity. Bases 1 to 4695 code for a protein of 1564 amino acids. The record is from RefSeq and is a predicted model, not a curated record. Gene Ontology annotation, biological process: autophagy of peroxisome; macroautophagy; protein targeting to vacuole.